CGAAUUCCGAUUCCUCCAGAGGUGAUUCAUCCUGCAAGUCCAAGGACGAAGAUUCCGAAUAAAAGAGGUGACGCAAUUUUUCCAGACACAUUCGACCACUCGCAGUCGCAGACGCAAUAAGGAUGAAGUUCUUGGCGGUAGUGCUUCUGGCGGCCCUUGCUUGCGCUUCUCCUGUCGAGAAGCGAGAGGCGGACGCCGACCCUAGCUUCCCCAUCUACGGUCAUGGUUAUGGCUACCCUGCUUAUUACCGAGGCUACGGCUACCCAUCCAGUUAUGGCCUCCGCCUUCACAAGAGGUCUGCUGAUCCCGAACCUGAAGCCGAUGCAGAGCCUUCCUACUUGUACAGUCACCACCGCCCCUACUCUGUAGGCCAUAGCUACGUUCGCCCUUACACCUACGGCCACUCCCACGUCCUCCACAAGAGGUCGGCAGAACCAGAAGCUGAAGCCUCCAUUGUUUACCCGCACACGUACUCCUAUACCCACGCCACUCCAUACGCCCCUUAUGGCUAUCCCUACAGCUACGGCUAUGGCUACGGCAGGGGAUAUGGAUAUUAACUCUGAAGACACUUCGUCGUUUGCUGUCGUUAUCAGUAUGGAUCUUGACUUCACUUUUUGGAUUACUUGAUACUAGAAUGAAAUAUGUGCUUUCAGAAUUCUCAAACAUUCAGUCUAAAUAAAGAAUCUGAAUUUU
Messenger RNA from Penaeus chinensis, 693 nucleotides. Its product is annotated as shematrin-like protein 1. The record is from RefSeq and is a predicted model, not a curated record. The coding region runs from base 123 to 557 and encodes 144 amino acids. The transcript is spliced from 2 exons. Lineage: Eukaryota; Metazoa; Arthropoda; Malacostraca; Decapoda; Penaeidae.